Adineta steineri is the source of this 273-nucleotide messenger RNA. The record is from the annotation of a GenBank genome assembly. Lineage: Eukaryota; Metazoa; Rotifera; Eurotatoria; Adinetida; Adinetidae.
AUGAGCAAUUUUAUAAAUAAUCGUAUUGAACGCAGUCUUGGUAUGGAUUUAAAUGGGGAUGGAUAUGUUGGAGGACAAGGUUUUAUGAGUCGGAUAGAGAAAGCUACACAUAUUGAUUUCAAUGGUGAUAACAUUAUUGGUCGCCAACCUGACAUCAUGUAUGGUGGUUAUGGUUAUCCAUCACCAUACCAUUAUCAUAAUCACGGCGGUUAUGGCGGUUAUACUGGAUAUAAUCCUUACAGUUAUGGUUAUAAUCCAUAUGGAUACUAUUAA